AUGUCUGGAGAUGACGACUCGAGUGGCUGGCAGCUCACAGAAUCAGACCCAGGCGUGUUCACCGAGCUUCUGAAGACGCUGGGAGUUCCGCUGGUGGUAGACGACCUAUACUCGCUCGAUGCUGCCUCCCUCGCCGAGUUGCAACCUCUUCAUGCCCUCAUAUUUCUAUUUAAAUGGGUCCCUUCGACAGCAGAGCCCUCAGGUGGCCAGUUCGACACCGACUUCCCCGGUUUCUUCGCUCACCAGGUAGUCAACAACGCGUGCGCCACGCUUGCCGUCAUGAACGCGAUCGGGAACAUCCCCGGGCUGCCCAUGAGCACGCAGCUCACGGACCUCAUUGGAUUCACGACGGGCAUGGACGCGCAGACGCGCGGCAUGGCCAUCACCAGCUCGGACUGGCUCAGAGAGGCGCAUAACGCACUGUCCCCUCCCUCUGCAAUCUCGCUGGACGGCCUUGGUCUGCCCAAGACAUCUGAAGAAGCGUACCAUUUUAUUGUCUAUUUGCCAUCUAUGGGCUGUGUGUAUGAGUUGGACGGACUUAAGGCCAACCCGGUGCGACAUGGAGCCUAUGAAGAGAGUGGAGAAGGAUGGGUAGCGAAGGCGAGAGAGGUCAUCGAGGCACGGAUAGCGACAUAUCCACCAGGUUCACUCGAGUUUAGUCUGCUUGCGGUACAUGAAGACCCGCUACCAACUCUCCAGGCGCAGCUUGCACAGCUUCAUGCCGCAGGCAAGCAGUCAGAAGCCGCGGAGCUCAUAGUCAAGCUCUCAGUCGAGAACUCAAAACGCGAGCGCUGGGCCUUCGAGAACAGCCUCCGGAGACAUAACUACGUUGGACUCAUCCACGCACUCCUCUUGGCUCUCGCGAAGUCAGGUAAUUUAGACGCUGCGAAAGAAGGCGCAAAGACAAUGAUGCAAGAGCGGAUCCAGAAGAGAAAAGAGCGGGGGGACAGCACGAUGGACGAGGACUAA
This is a messenger RNA of Sparassis crispa, 969 nucleotides long. Its product is annotated as Ubiquitin carboxyl-terminal hydrolase 2. Gene Ontology annotation, cellular component: cytoplasm. Gene Ontology annotation, molecular function: cysteine-type deubiquitinase activity. The coding region runs from base 1 to 969 and encodes 322 amino acids. NCBI's taxonomy places the organism in Eukaryota, Fungi, Basidiomycota, Agaricomycetes, Polyporales, Sparassidaceae. The record is from RefSeq and is a predicted model, not a curated record. Gene Ontology annotation, biological process: ubiquitin-dependent protein catabolic process; protein deubiquitination. The transcript has 5 exons.